AUGUUCAAGCGAUGCUAUACCACGUUUGUACCACGGUUCAAGUUUCCGGAAUAUAGAAUCCCUCUGACGGACUUCAAAGGCCACCAAGUACGCGCGCUGCAGCGAUUCCAACAACUUUUGCCGCAGCUUAACUUACUGCUAGAGCUUCGGGACAGCAGGGCGCCUAUCAGCACCAGAAACGUAAUAUUCGACGACCUCGUGGCCCGCGGGCGCGGGGAAAAGACGCAGCGGCUGGUUCUGUACACUAAGUCAGACCUGUGUCCCAAGGAAACAAUCGACAAGCUGCGGAACUGGCACGGCGAGAUGGGCGACGAGUUCAUGACGCUGGACUGCCGGUCCGCACGCGAGGUGAAGAGUCUCGUGAAGCUGCUUGAGUGGAAGUACGACCGCGUGGUCGAGAAAAUGGUAGGCCAGGCAGCGGGCGAGGGCGGCGGGCUGCCGCUCGGGUACCGGGUGCUCGUGGCCGGGAUGCCCAACGUGGGGAAGUCGACGCUGGUGAACUCGCUGCGAUUCGUGGGCGCAGCGCGCACGGGCAACAGCAGUGAAAGUGUGCACGGGAGCGUGGCGCACAGACGGCGCAAGGUCGCCAAGACCGGCGGCCAGGCCGGCGUUACGCGGGCGACAAGCGAGUGCAUCCGCAUCGCGGACCACCGCGGUGGCAUAUACCUGUACGACACGCCCGGGGUGUCGCUCCCCGGGCGCGUAACCACGCGCGAGAAGAUGCUGAGUCUGAGCCAGUGCGGAUGCGUCAAGAGCAACCUGGUGGACCCGGUGAUCCAAGCCGACUACCUGCUGUACCUGAUGAACCUGCAGAGCCCCGCGGUGUACGAGCAGUACACGAAGGGCGUGCCCACCAACAAUAUCUACAAGCUGCUGGGUGGGGUGCGCCGCACGACGGGGAUCCGUGACGACAACGGCGCGGCGAUCCACUGGGUGGACAAGUGGCGCCAGGGUCCACGCCGUGGCGCGCACCGCGUGUCCUUCGACGUGGAAACCCUGCUGGACGAUACGAGUUUCUCAUACCGGGAGCUCGUUUCGCGAGAGCUGGAGCUCCUGGGGCCCUGGUCCGUCGCGCCCUCGAAGCCCUCAGCAAAGGCCAAGAACAGCAACCAGCUGUUCGACCUGUAA
Messenger RNA from Lachancea thermotolerans CBS 6340, 1128 nucleotides. It is a transcript of the gene MTG1, whose product is annotated as putative GTPase MTG1. NCBI's taxonomy places the organism in Eukaryota, Fungi, Ascomycota, Saccharomycetes, Saccharomycetales, Saccharomycetaceae. The record is from RefSeq and is a predicted model, not a curated record. The coding region runs from base 1 to 1128 and encodes 375 amino acids. Gene Ontology annotation, cellular component: mitochondrion. Gene Ontology annotation, molecular function: GTPase activity; GTP binding. The transcript has a single exon.